AUGUACUUGGUCGACACGUCUAAUGCAACUUGUUCUAAAGCUUUUCUGACAACGUUGGCCAAGGCUGCGAUGAAGUGGUUCGACAAUCUACCACCAAGAUUAGUAACCCGCUUCGACGACCUUGCAAGAGGACAAAAAUACCCUCCAUCACUACUGGCACCUUUACCUCCACCAGCACCAGCACCAGCACCUCCACCACCAAGAAUAACAAUAUCAAUGAAAUCAACACAAAUUCAACAACUAAAUCAACACAAGCAGAAGCAGAAAGCAGAAACUGAAGCAGAAACAGAUGCAGAAGCUCAAGCACAAAGCCAAAUCAACACAAGAAGAAAGCAAAAAUUGAAGCAGAAACAGAUGCAAAAGCUCAAGCAGAAGCACAAGUUCAACAAGAAGCAGAAGCAUAAACUCAAGCAGAAGAUCAAGUAA
Messenger RNA from Arachis duranensis, 426 nucleotides. RefSeq lists its product as uncharacterized. The record is from RefSeq and is a predicted model, not a curated record. The coding region runs from base 1 to 426 and encodes 141 amino acids. NCBI's taxonomy places the organism in Eukaryota, Viridiplantae, Streptophyta, Magnoliopsida, Fabales, Fabaceae. The transcript is spliced from 2 exons.